Papaver somniferum (opium poppy) is the source of this 579-nucleotide messenger RNA. RefSeq names its product eukaryotic peptide chain release factor subunit 1-3-like. The record is from RefSeq and is a predicted model, not a curated record. The transcript has a single exon. Lineage: Eukaryota; Viridiplantae; Streptophyta; Magnoliopsida; Ranunculales; Papaveraceae. Gene Ontology annotation, biological process: cytoplasmic translational termination. Bases 1 to 579 code for a protein of 192 amino acids. Gene Ontology annotation, molecular function: translation release factor activity, codon specific; sequence-specific mRNA binding. Gene Ontology annotation, cellular component: translation release factor complex; cytosol.
AUGUCCGACUCUCAACAAACUGCUGUAAACAAGUAUGGCUUCAUUGUGAUGACUGACGAGGGGGCACUUUUUGGUACAUUAAGUGGAAUGACUAAGGAAAUUCUUCACCAGUUCUCUGUUGAACUCCCAAAGAACCGAUGGCCGCUAGGAAACAAGCCACCUAUGGACAGGGCUACUGCUCGUCGUGCAUGGAUCGACUACGUGAAGAAGAUAGCUGAUUUAGCUACACAAUUUUACAUCGAUCAAGACACCAGAGAGCCAAAUAUCUCAGGAUUAAUCCUCGCCGGGUAUGAGUUUCUUAUGAAAUCAUUGACUCGGGAUGGUAUGCUAAAUCCUGCUUUAGAGGCUAAAGUAUUGUGUCGUGCUGUCGUUUCUUAUGCUGAUGACUCAGGGUUCAAUCAUGCAAUUAAUCUGUCCUCGGAUUAUAUUGCCGAUGUGAAGUUUGUCCAAGAGAAGCGUUUGAUUAGGAAUUUCUUUGCCGAGGCUCUGGGUUGCAAGAGGGGUGACAAGUGGAAUUGUACCUUUGGGGUGGAACAAACACUCAAGGCAUUGGAAUUGGGAGCCGUAAAAAGACUCUAA